Molecule: messenger RNA, 6993 nt
Organism: Mugil cephalus (flathead mullet)
Lineage: Eukaryota; Metazoa; Chordata; Actinopteri; Mugiliformes; Mugilidae
Product: mucin-2-like
Exons: 43
Coding region: 58-6846 (2262 amino acids)
Cellular component (GO): extracellular matrix
Molecular function (GO): protein binding
Source: RefSeq, a predicted model, not a curated record
UUGUGCAGUUCCUCCUGGUCUCACCUGUUCUCCUGCAGCGAGGGAGCACACGGCGACAUGGCCUCACAGGGAUGGAUACUGGCUCUCUGCUUCUCUCUGGCUUCAGUUUUUGGAACCACGGAAUCUGUGACAACAGCACACACUCAGAAAUACACUUGUAAGACGUUUGGCAGCGGCGUCGUCCAGCCUUUCAACGGUUCAAGCUUUUACGUGCGCUCCAACUGCCCGUUCACCUUCACCCACUUCACCCACAACCGAGUUGAAUGCGACAUCACCGUGCAGAGAGGGGCCAGCGGGCUGCUGGUCCAGGUCGAGAUCAUCAUCAACAAAGUCAGGACCAUUCUGCGCAAUGGAAGCAUACUGGUGGAGAUGAAGAGUGUUUCCCUUCCUUAUGACCACACCUACCAGCAUAUUUUUCGCUAUGGCAUCUACACCAGACUGAGGAGCACCUUGCUUCCUCUGUCUGUCACCUGGCACAAUGCAGCUAAGGGGAUUGACACACUGUGGGUGGAACUGGACCAGGAGCUCAGCGCUGACAUGACUGGACUGUGUGGAAAACACAACAUGCCAGCCAACAAACAGCUGUUGAUCACAGAGAGCGUGCUUAGCGAGGACACAUGUCAAACCCGAGAUACUGUUGCUGCUAGUAAUACAGUAUGCAGUCAAUUCUUUUCCCACACCUUGGAUUGUCUGCAAGCUCAAACACCUCAUUAUAUUCAACUCUGUGGCAAGAACAGUUACACCUAUGAAAAUAGCAAAUCCAUCAACUGCGCUUUCUUCAAAGAAAUUGUCUGGCGUUGUGGGAACACCAGCUAUGUCUGGAACUUAUGGAGAGCCCUUACGCAAUGUGCUCCGCCGACUUGUCCUGGAGACCUGGUUUAUGUAGAGCAAGGUCCAGCCUUUGUUCCUAGCUGCUCCAAUCCAAACCCACGGUUGACCAGCCAGGAUCUCACCAGUUCCUGCAUCUGCCCAAAUGGUAAGGUGCUUAAUGAUCGCUCAGAUGGCUUCCACUGUGUCGAUGAGUCCAGCUGCUCCUGUGUGUUCGCCGGCCAGAGCUUUGCAACUGGAGACAUACGAAGCACCAAGUGUCAGUCAUGCCGGUGUAAUGGUGGGAAGUGGAUUUGCUCUGGUAACUUCUGCCCAUCCAGAUGUCUCAUUGAAGGACAGUUUGUGACAACCUUUGAUGGCAAACGAUAUAUUGUUCCUGGUAAAUGUACAUACGUGGCCUCGCAGGGUCUCAACUGGACAAUAACAGUUGAGUUUUCUGAAAAAGAACCAUCUCUGAAAACUGUUGUUCUCCAGCUUUUCCAGGAAAUUUACACAUUCACGCAGAACACGCUUAAAUUUGGAGACCAAGAAAUUACUGAACUUCACCAGUCUGAUCAUGCCCUGGUUUUCUGGCAGUCCUCAAUGUACGUUCAAGUCCACACAUCAUUUGACAUGAAGAUCCAAGUCCAGAUGUCUCCAGAAAUCCAGCUGUACAUCACACCGCCUAGAAACUACAAUGGCGUGAUUUCAGGUCUUUGUGGCAACAGCAACAAUGACACCACAGAUGACUUCACCACCAGCAGCGGGAUCGUCGAGAACUCAGCCCAACCUUUCGCUCUGUCCUGGAGUGUGGGCAGCUGUGCCGUGAACAUACCUCCAACCUGCGUCAGCGCUGACAAUGAAAUAUUUGCUGAUGAAAAGUGUGCUGUGUUGAACAACCCAACUGGGAUCUUUGCUCUGUGCCACGGCCAUAUCCCAACUGAUGAGUACCACACAGCCUGCAUCCAAAGAACAUGCAACUGUGGCAGCAAUCUGCUGCAGUGCUGGUGUGUCGCUCUGAGCAGCUAUGCCAAGGCCUGCGCUGGACUGGGGAUUGAAGUUGGCAACUGGAGGAAGGCUACCAACUGCACCCUGAAGUGUCAAAAGAACCAAGAGUUCUCUUACGACGUACUGGCCUGCAACCGUACGUGCCUCUCCCUGUCCGGGCCGGACCCUCGCUGUGGGCUGGAAGAUGCUCCCGUGGAGGGCUGUGGCUGCCCCGAAGAAACCCACCUGAAUGUUGGACACACCUGCACCCCAAAGGCAGAGUGUCCGUGUCACUACAACGGUGGCACGACACCCCCGGGGCACGUCGUUAUUGACGGACGACAGUGCCUUUGCGAGAAUGGAGAACUGCACUGUUCCAAGGAUUGUGGCUGCAUGAAUGGGAAGGUUUGUGUUCACUGCUCAGAGUACCCAGUUAACACGGCUCAGAAGACUUGUGACAGUCUCAGCAGACCACUGGGUACCAACACGACCUGUGUGAGUGGCUGCUACUGCCCGUAUGAUCAGUAUGAAGAUCACCACGGGAACUGUGUUUCUGUGCACAACUGUACCUGCAUGUACAGUGGCAAAGUAUUCGGCGCAGGAGAGCAUGUCAAAACCAAGUGUAAAACAUGUGUCUGUGGACAGGGUCAGUGGCACUGCACAGAUGAGCCGUGUCCAGGGACAUGUCAAGUCUAUGGAAACGGUCAUUACCAGACCUUUGACACUAAGUGGUAUCGCUUUGACGGACACUGUCAGUACACGCUAGUAGAGGAUUACUGUGGAAGCACGAAUGGCACCUUCUCAGUGAGAGUGGAGAGUGUACCCUGCUGCGAUGAGGCACUCACCUGCUCUCGCUCCAUCGUCCUGGACCUACAGAACAAAGUCACUCUGACGAUGAGUGACAUGAAGGUGACCAAACAAAUCCAAAAUGGCUGGACUGUGGAGCAAGAUUUACUUUUCACCACGCACACCGUGGGACUCUAUAUCAUAAUCUCAGUGCCAAGCAGAGGUAUAACCCUCAUAUGGGACAAACACACCCGGAUCACAAUAGAAUUGCAUCAGAAAUGGAGGAACAAAGUGUGUGGCCUCUGCGGGAACUUUGACUCCAAUGAAAUGAAUGACUUGGAGACACGUGGCUCAGCAGUGUUGGCCGGUCCCUUGGACUUUGGAAACAGCUGGAAGGCCGCCACUCCACCUUGCUCUGAUGUGACCACUGAGAUAUUUCCAUGUGAGCGCAACUCUUACUGCUCAGCCUGGGCCCAGCGGCGCUGUAUGAUCCUUAGGGGAGACACCUUCAAAGAUUGCCACUUUAAGGUGGAUCCAGAGCCAUACUACCAGGCCUGUGUGCAGGAGUCUUGCUCCUGUGAGUUUGAAGGGAAAUUCUUGGGCUUCUGCACAGCUGUGGCAGCUUAUGCAGAGGCCUGCAGUGAUCAGGAUGUCUGCAUAAAUUGGAGAACACCUGAUUUGUGCCCGGUCUACUGUGACUACUACAACGAACAGGGCCAGUGUAGCUGGCACUAUGAAGCCUGUGGUAGGACGUUAACCUGUGGCAACUACUUAUCUCACAAGCUGGAAGGCUGCUACCCCAAAUGUCCAAAGGAGGUACCAUUUUAUGACGAGAAUACUGGUGAAUGCACCACAUUGAAGAACUGCACCUGUUAUUUCAAUGACACUGUCGUUCCUUCUGGAAAAGUGCUGAUAAUAAACUCUAUUGAGUGCCCCUGUGAAAAUGGAAUAAUCAGUUGCUCACCUCCACCUACAACUGCACCUACCACCAUCCCAACAACAAGUACUCCCAGUACAACUGCUUCAACUACCAGCGAAACAACUUAUACUACUGUUACGACAUUGAUUACUACUAUUAAUGUUUCAACUACCACUGAAACAUGGUCAACUCUACCCACCCCCUCAACACCAGCAACUACAGCCAUAACUACCACUGAAACAUGGACCACUGAGCCACCCACCACCUCAACGCCAGUAUCUACUCUAGCUACCACUGAAACAUGGACCACUGAGCCAUUAACCACCUCAACACAAACAUCUACCCUAGCUACCGCUGAAACAUGGACCACUGAGCCAUCCACCAUCGUAACAGGAGGUGCUUUAGCUACCACUGAAACAUGGACCACUGAGCAUACCACCAACUCCAUACCAACAUCUACUCUAGCUACCACUGAAACGUGGACCACUGAGCCUCCCACCACCUCAACACAAACAUCUACCCUAGCUACCACUGAAACGUGGACCACUGAGCAUACCAUCAACUCCAUACCAACAUCUACUCUAGCUACCACUGAAACAUGGACCACUGAGCAUUCCACCAACUCCACACCAACAUCUACUCUAGCUACCACUGAAACGUGGACCACUGAGCCUCCCACCACCUCAACACCAACAUCUACUCUAGCUACCACUGAAACAUGGACCACUCAGCAUACCACCACCUUCACACCGACAUCUACUCUAGCCACCACUGAAACAUGGACCACUGAGCAUACCACCAACUCCACACCAACAUCUACUCUAGCUACCACUGAAACGUGGACCACUGAGCCUCCCACCACCUCAACACCAACAUCUACUCUAGCUACCACUGAAACAUGGACCACUGAGCAUACCACCAACUCCACACCAACAUCUACUCUAGCUACCACUGAAACAUGGACCACUGAGCAUACCACCAACUCCACACCAACAUCUACCCUAGCUACCACUGAAACAUGGACCACUGAGCAUACCACCAACUCCACACCAAUAUCUACUCUAGCUACCACUGAAACAUGGACCACUGAGCAUACCACCAGCUCCACACCAACAUCUACUCUAGCUACCACUGAAACAUGGACCACUGAGCAUACCACCAGCUCCACACCAACAUCUACUCUAGCUACCACUGAGCAUACCACCAGCUCCACACCAACAUCUACUCUAGCUACCACUGAAACAUGGACCACUCAGCAUACCACUAGCUCCACACCAACAUCUACUGCAGCUACCACUGAAACAUGGACCACUGAGCAUACCACCAACUCCACACCGACAUCUACUCUAGCCACCACUGAGCGUACCACCACCUCACCACCAACAUCUACUCUAGCUACCACUGAAACAUGGACCACUGAGCAUACCACCACCUCCACACCGACAUCUACUCUAGCUACCACUGAGCAUACCACCAUCUCAACACCAACAUCUACUGUACCACCCUGUAAGUGUACAGACCUGAAGAAGAAAGAAAUGCGGGAUUGUGGUGAUACAUGGGUAGAGGACUGCUUCUAUAAGAAGUGUGAAAAAGAGAAGAUAGAGUUGACCCCAUUGCCUCGUCCAGAGAUUAUGGUUCCCACCUGUCCUAGAGAUCUGCUCACAUAUGUCUCAGAUGGAUGCUAUGACAUUCCUAAGUGUAACUGUCAAUGUGAGCUGUAUGGAGACCCACACUACAUCUCAUUCCAAGGAGUAACCUUUGAUUUUCUGGAUGAAUGCACCUACAUCCUUGUGGAGGAGCGGUCACCACGUCAUAAUCUAACCAUUGCUGUGGACAACUUUUACUGUAUAUCAGGCCUUCAGGGCUCCUGUGCUAAAGGCAUCAUCCUGAAAUAUCAGAACAAUAUAGCUACCCUCAGUAUCGUCCCAGAUUUGUUUGCAGUACAGGUCACUCUGAACAACGUCACCAUACAGCCGCCAUAUGAAGAGCAUGGACUAAAGUUUGAGACAACAGGGUACAAGGUCUCAAUUUAUCUCCCAGAGAUCCGCUCUUUUGUCUCCCUCACUCCAACUUAUAACCUGGUGGUCAAUCUGGCUAUGGAGCACUUCGUCAACAACACACAGGGACAAUGUGGUGUAUGUGGUGGUGCAUCAUGUGUUCGUAAGGGAGGGAAAAUCGAGGAUGACACUUGCUGUGAUAAGACAGCCUAUGACUGGGUGUAUCCUGAUCCUCUGAAGCCAGCCUGUGUUUCUGCACCAAGGGAUGUACCUUGUUUUUCUGUGACAACACCCACUGCUACCCCUUCAACCUGCCCCCCAAGCCCACUAUGUGAACUGCUAGACCACCCAGUCUUUGAAAGUUGCAGGCAACAUGUGGAUCUGAGCCUUAAAAAGAAGAACUGCAAGUUUGAUUCGUGUCAGAAUCCAAACGGUUCUUGCUCUUCUCUGGAACAAGCUGCUGAGGAAUGUAAAGCGGUGGGUUUCUGCAUUGACUGGAGAAAGCUUACCAAUGGAAUUUGUGAUGUGCCGUGCAGGAAAGGACUGGUUUACAGAGAGUGUCAAAACAAGCUGGACGACUUCUGCGACGGAGGAAAGCGCUACCCGGGGUCCUCCCUGGAGAAGAGCAGCACAGGCUGUUUCUGUCCUCCCAACCUAAUUAGGGCAGGAAAAUAUUCAGACGUCUGCUUGCCUGACUGUGACUAUUGCAAAGGACCAGAUGGAACAAUCAAACUACCUGGUGAAGUGUGGCAGUCCAAUUGCCAACUUUGUAGGUGUAACAACCAGACUCUGACCGAGGAGUGUUCUCCAAAACCUCCCAAGCCGGCCCCUCUCUGCGGCCCUUACGCUGUUUUAAAGAACACGUCUUGCUGUGGUGAUCCAGUUUGUGUUGACCAGAACUGCAUUUAUCAAGGACAGACGUACAGGCUGGGUGACAAAUGGACAGACCCGGCUCAUCCCUGCAUGUCAUUCAGCUGCAGCGCAGAUGGCAUUCUGACCGAGGCUAGAGCAUGUUCCACAGAGAGCUGCCCAGAGGAGGACAGAAUCUGGGACGGCCAAACCUGCUUUACAUGUAACCAGACUUGUGCACCCAGGGUGUCCAGCGUCAACAUCACCAUAGACAACUGUACCGCCGUCGCACAGAUGCCGGUGUGCAAGGGACAGUGCGCGUCUCACGUCAGGGUGGUGUUGAACGGUGACCUGCGGGUGCAGCAGGACAGCAGGUGCUGUCAGGAGCGGGACUCGGUGGAGGGAAUGGUGACCCUGCAGUGCUCCGACCUCACCUCCAGACGAUACGCCUACCGGCACAUCACCAGGUGCGAGUGUCGAACUUGCGGUAUAUGGCGCUGAAAUGCACAGGGAGCGCACACCAAAGCCAGGAGUAAAAGAACUUCGCACUGAGCACAGUAGAUUUGUCAAAUCUUUUGUGAUCAAAUUUAAUUGAUGAUUAAAAUCUGCCAAAUCUGUUUCUGUCAAAUAAAGGGAAUCGUUUUAAUC